AUGGUGAGUGAAACUGAGGACCUCUACAUCCGACAAGCAGUUGUUCUGAUUGAAGAUGCCAUAAACUAUCGCUCCAUAAAACAUCACAUGGAUACGAAAGCCCUUCAUCUGUACAGGAAGUACUACUCCAGAGCAUGGCAAUGGAUGCUGAAUAUCAUGAUAGCUUUCAUCCUUGGCCUUGCCUUCAUAGAGCGUCCUUCCUCUAUGUCCGUGACCUCUGACCUCCGCUAUAAACAGUGCCCCUGGCAAGCCCCAUGUGGACUAACUGAGACCAUUGAGAUGCUCUGCCUUCUCACCUUCACACUUGAUUUGGCUGCAAAGAUUUACAUGAUUGGUUGGGGAGAGUUUUGGAACUGCAGAUGGCUGAUGGGCUACAUGGUGGUCAUCACAGGGUCUCUCAUAGACUUGACAAUAUCCUCGACUAUGUUUUGUAAAGAGCAUGAUAUUAGAAUCAGAAGACUACUACGGCCAUUCUUCCUCUUGCAAAAUUCAUCACUGAUGAAGAAGACACUGAAAUCUAUCAAAAGGACUCUACCAGAAAUUGUGAGUGUGCUCUUGCUCGUAGUUCUUCACCUGUGUCUGUUCACUAUAUUUGGAAUGCUACUGUUCUCGAGACAAGAGGAAUCCGAGAGCAACGUAGAAUGGGAGACCUAUUUCAAGAACCUCCCUGAGUCCUUUACGUCUUUGCUGGUUCUUCUCACUACAGCAAAUAAUCCAGAUGUGAUGACUCCAGCAUACUCCUCAAACAGAUUGUACUCUUUGUUCUUCAUCCUCUUUAGUGGUUUCGGAACAUUCUUUUUAAUGAACCUGCUGACUGCCAUCAUUUAUAAUCACUUCAGAGGGUAUUUACUGCUCUCCAUCCAGACCUCCAUCUUGAGAAAGAGAAUGGCAAUCAGAGCUGCCUUUGAGGUCCUGAGCUGCCAGGGCCCAGCACUCACUCUUUCUGAAGAUGGCAUCAUUGAAUCUGUGCUGGUGAAGACGCUGACCAAGGUUCUGAGACGAGUCAAUAUGGAGUCCUACUACCGGCAAGCUAUCAUUAAAAAAGCGCUGCAGUCACAUAAUGGCCACAUUGAGAGAGAGGCCUUUCAGAUGCUGUUUGAUGAACUGGACAAAGAGAGGAUCAAACAGCACCCUCCAUUUCCAGAGUACUCCUCAGUGAUUCUGCAGAAACUCCAGCUCAGUCAUCAUGUCAUCACUGUGGGAGGGAAUGCUGUUGCUUUGGCUAACGUCCUCUGCAUCUGUGCUAUUCUCGUGAUUGACUCUGAAAAGACCUUGUCUCAGCGAGAUGACUACUAUUUGGAGUUUAUCAACUGUUUCUUCAUUAUGUGCUACCUGUUGGAGAUGUUAAUAAAAGUCAUUGUUCUGGGAUGGAGUGGCUACGUGUCCUAUGGAAGUAACAUUUUUGAUGGGUUUCUAACUGUACUGUUACUGGCUCUCCAGGUAUCUGUCUUUGCCACUUAUAGACUACCAUAUCCCAACUGGAACCCUGCCCAGAAAGGGCUGCUCCCUCUGUUUGAAAUGGCACAUCUGGUGAACAUGCUGAUUGUUGUCCGCUUUUUGAGGAUUAUCCCCAAAAUCAAGCUAAUGGCUCUGGCGGCCAGCACCCUUGUGGAUUUGGUGAAGAACCUGAGAGCUUUUGUUGGGAUUUUAGUGGUUGUCUUCUAUAUCUAUGCAAUCAUUGGGAUGUGGCUGUUCAAGGGAGUGAUCGUGUCUCACAGUAAUAUAAGUUCUCAAAUAAGGACAGUCAGUGGCAAUGAUUCAGCAGCAUGUGGGUCAUAUGAACAACUUGGCUACUGGGCAAACAACUUUGAUGACUUUGCUUCAUCUCUAGUUCUACUCUAUAACAUCAUGGUGGUGAACAACUGGCAUGUUUUUCUUGAGGCCUACUCCAGACACACAUCAGAAUGGUCAAAGGUUUACUUUAUCUCCUGGUGGUGGACCUCUUCAAUCAUGUGGGUGAAUCUGUUUGUGGCUUUGAUAAUAGAGAACUUCAUCUCCAAGUGGGACAGAAGUCAUGGGUCCUCUGUGUCUGAUGUGAGCCUGACUGAUUUUGAGACUACUGUCCAGCUGAUGUUCAGGGAACACAUCUCAGAACCCACAGAGGAGGAAAUAAUCACCAGGCUUCAUGAGAACCCCCAUCUUCAUCUCACUCUGUAA
Messenger RNA from Clupea harengus (Atlantic herring), 2157 nucleotides. RefSeq names its product two pore calcium channel protein 2. The coding region runs from base 1 to 2157 and encodes 718 amino acids. Gene Ontology annotation, molecular function: ligand-gated sodium channel activity; intracellularly phosphatidylinositol-3,5-bisphosphate-gated monatomic cation channel activity; voltage-gated channel activity. The record is from RefSeq and is a predicted model, not a curated record. The transcript is spliced from 25 exons. Gene Ontology annotation, cellular component: lysosomal membrane. NCBI's taxonomy places the organism in Eukaryota, Metazoa, Chordata, Actinopteri, Clupeiformes, Clupeidae. Gene Ontology annotation, biological process: monoatomic ion transport; endocytosis involved in viral entry into host cell; transmembrane transport.